UAGAGUUCAGGGGAAGGCUUACGUAAAUUACAAGGAAAAUGCUGUAGGAUUUAUUUUAUCUGACACAACUAACAGUCAGUAUUUUUGGUAUACACAACUGUAAGACUGGCAAGUCAUUCUUUUAUAUUUACCAUGAAGGUGCCAAACAAGGUAUGCUCGUUCCUGUCGGACUAUAUUCAACGUGAAAUUUCAGAAAAUGUCCAGGAAUUAUGUCUUUAUAGUGAUAAUUGUCCCAGACAAAACCAAAAUCAUACCAUGAUAAGCAUGUAUGCAGCAUCAGUUGAAACUAAUAGAUUUAAAAACGUGGAACAAUUUUUUCCGAUCAGAGGCUUUGGUGUCAUUAAACAACGUUCAAAGCGAUUCAAUCAUAUAUUUUCUGUUCACGAAUACACUGAAAUAAUAAUAGCUUCAAGUGCGCAGAAAAUUUUUACUGUCAUGGAAGUUUCAGGAGAAGAAAUCAAAGAUUUCAAGCAAUGGUUGCUCAAAUUUUAUAAAAAAAUGUUAUGUCUCUGGAAACUUCAAACAAAAAAAUCCCCAGGGUACAAAAGCAACCCUUUUCUGUAUCGCAAUUUUGCCAUUUUCGUUGUAACUCAGAAACUCCUGGCUAUGUCAUGUGCUCAGAAUUUAUUGGAGGUCUGACGAACCAUACUUUUAAGAUCCAUAUGCCAAGAAAUGUCGAAAGAGUUAGAAUGCCUGAAAAAGAAACCCUAUCAAGAGAAAGUUCCAAUAUUGGAAACAGAAUAACGGAUAUCGGUAAAGCGAUGUCAUACGUUCCAGAGGAAUAUCACCCAUUCUAUCAA
Molecule: messenger RNA, 800 nt
Organism: Psylliodes chrysocephalus
Lineage: Eukaryota; Metazoa; Arthropoda; Insecta; Coleoptera; Chrysomelidae
Source: the annotation of a GenBank genome assembly